Molecule: messenger RNA, 348 nt
Organism: Seminavis robusta
Lineage: Eukaryota; Bacillariophyta; Bacillariophyceae; Naviculales; Naviculaceae
Source: the annotation of a GenBank genome assembly
AUGCCUUUACCUUGCGCCUUUGAUCUUGCCCACGGUGUCGCCAUCGUUCAUUUGUCGUCCAACCAACCUUUUGAGCUUUUCUCAAACACAGAGACGCUGUCACCGCAGCCCGAGGAGCCUCGUUCCAGAGGGGAAGAAGCAGUGGCACACAUUUUUGGCUACCUUGCAGAGGCUUCCGGAACGCCCCGGGAUCCUUUCCUCCGUGUGUACCGUAGUCGAACAGAUCCACCCAAACCUUCCCGGAGGUCUUGGCUUGUCCCAUAUCGUCUCCUAUUCGAUAGAGAUAUCUUAGCUUCAAGGGAGAAGCAUCCGUACGAAAAUUUGGAUUUAUUAUUUGGAUGUGACUAG